AUGACGUCACUGUCCCGGGAGCCCCCCCUCGCCCCCGGGAGCCCUCGGGGACCUGCUGCCCUGGCCCCUCAGCAUCGCAACCCCCGGGAGCCCCACCCAGGGCAGUCUCCCCCCCGCCUCCGGCAACCGCCUGUCUCCGGUGCUCCGCCGGCUGCACUCCCCUUCCCUGGCACCUACCAUGCCUGUGUGGUCCACAACCCCCUGGUGAACAUCGCUUCCAUGGUGACCACCACUGACAUUCCUGACUGGUGCCUGACAGAGACAGGGCUGCCCUACAUGCCUGAUGCCCUGCCAGACCCAGCGCAGUGGGCAGAGAUGCUGAACAAGUCACCUAUGCGCUAUGUCAACCAGGUCCGUGCGCCCGUGCUGCUGAUGCUGGGGGAGGAUGACCGUCGUGUCCCCCCCAAGCAGGGGCUGGAGUAUUACCGUGCCCUCAAGGCCCGAGGGGUCCCCACACGGCUGCUCUGGUACCCAGGGAACAACCACGCUCUGACUGGAGUCGAGGCCGAAGCUGACGGUUUCAUGAACAUGGUGCUGUGGCUGCUGGAGCAUUUGCGGUGCCAGCAGCCCAGCACUGCUGCCACCCUCCAAUGAAUGAUGUAGUUCAGCACCCCAGUGUCUCUGAUGGUUGUGCUGCCACCAGUGUGUCCUCAAUGGACAAAAAAG
Molecule: messenger RNA, 666 nt
Organism: Dryobates pubescens (Downy woodpecker)
Lineage: Eukaryota; Metazoa; Chordata; Aves; Piciformes; Picidae
Product: acylamino-acid-releasing enzyme-like
Exons: 5
Coding region: 1-594 (197 amino acids)
Biological process (GO): proteolysis
Molecular function (GO): serine-type endopeptidase activity
Source: RefSeq, a predicted model, not a curated record